This is a messenger RNA of Nannospalax galili (Upper Galilee mountains blind mole rat), 5715 nucleotides long. RefSeq names its product SET domain containing 5 (gene Setd5). The record is from RefSeq and is a predicted model, not a curated record. Gene Ontology annotation, molecular function: protein binding. The coding region runs from base 936 to 5351 and encodes 1471 amino acids. The transcript has 26 exons. NCBI's taxonomy places the organism in Eukaryota, Metazoa, Chordata, Mammalia, Rodentia, Spalacidae.
GUCAGUGGCGUUUCCGCUCGGGCAGCGGGCUGAGUGGGCGGCCGCCGCCGCCGCUGCCGCCGCCGCCGCCGCCGGGGGAGGGGCGGCCGCCGCCCGCCUGCGCUCAGAGACUCACGCAACCCCAGUCCCGCCAGUCCGCCAACACAGUAGUGCCGGCCCCCCUCCAUCCCUGGCCCUUCCCCCUCCCCGCCUUUGGCUCGCUCCGCCUUUCAGCCCCCCACCCCCACCUCACGGGUACGGGCAAUUCCCGGCCAGGAAACGCCGUGGCGCCGCGUUGGGCCUAACUCGAGUCUUGCUGCCUCCCGGGAGUGCUGUGCGCCGCAGCCCGGGCCCAGGCCCCGGCAGCGCCUGGGUCAAGUAUGAGGCAUCCCAGUGUUUUUAUGGCAAGUUGAAGUGAUACUCAUACAUAAUCAUACCCAGAGGAUUCCUCAUGUCCAUAACAUGUUGGCUGAGGCUCUGCAGCUCGCCCCCACUCUCAGAGUGGUCCAUCUCCAUUAAUUGGACCCCGUGAUUUCCACUCUCUUCUGUUCUGGACGUCAUGAGCAUUGCAAUCCCUCUGGGAGUCACCACACCAGAUACAUCCUACUCAGAUAUGGCUGCUGGAUCAGAAAAGGAAGUGGAAGCCCCCUACCUUUCAAGACGAAGUGGCACUACACCAGGAUGUGAAAGUCCAGCGAAAGAGACCCAAGGGGCCUAGGGGGCAGCACACCCCCAGAAGCCAAGUCUAUUCCAGGCAGUACCAGGGAUUAGGGUCUGGGCUGGAAAAAUCCUGGUGUUUUGAAUAUGUUCAGGUCCAGUUCAGACUCUUGAUCCCACAGCCACUUCUUGAGUGAGGGUAUCCUGUCUUGGUAGUGAAUGGAAGAGGGCCUGGUCCCUGGGGCAGUGCAGAAGGCACUUUCAUCAUCUCACUCACUGCAAAUGUCAUGUGAGGUUUCAUGGAAGUAUUAAGAGAUCCAAUUAAGAAGAAUAGUUCUGAGUCUAAACCAGCCCAGAGUGGCUUCUCUAGGGGAAACUCCCCGCUCUGCUGCCCUGAAUCUGUGGAGGCUAGUCCAGCAGUUAAUGAGAAGAGCGUGUAUUCCACUCAUAAUUAUGGGACCACUCAGAGGCAUGGGUGUCGAGGACUGCCUUAUGCUGAUCAUAAUUACGGAGCCCCUCCUCCUCCGACACCUCCUGCUUCUCCCCCUGUCCAGACGAUCAUCCCUCGUUCUGACCUGAAUGGCCUGCCGUCGCCCGUAGAGGAACGCUGUGGAGACAGCCCGAACUCUGAAGGAGAGACUGUUCCUACCUGGUGUCCUUGUGGUCUUUCUCAGGAUGGCUUCCUUCUCAACUGUGACAAGUGCAGGGGAAUGAGCAGGGGGAAGGUUAUUAGACUUCAUCGGCGGAAGCAGGACAACAUAUCAGGUGGGGAUAGCAGUGCCACAGAAAGCUGGGAUGAGGAGCUUUCUCCUUCUACUGUGUUGUACACAGCAACACAGCACACACCUACAAGCAUCACCUUAACUGUUAGAAGAACCAAACCCAAGAAGCGGAAAAAGAGUCCAGAAAAGGGUCGCACAGCACCAAAGACGAAGAAAACCAAGGCAUUUCGAGAGGGAUCCCGGAAGUCCUUGCGGAUGAAGAAUUCUCCCUCUGAAGCACAGAAUUUAGAUGAAAAUACCACUGAGGGCUGGGAAAAUCGGAUAAGACUAUGGACUGAUCAGUAUGAAGAAGCUUUCACUAAUCAGUACAGUGCAGAUGUACAGAAUGCCCUUGAACAGCAUCUACAUUCUAGCAAGGAAUUUGUGGGAAAACCUGCUAUUUUAGAUACUAUCAAUAAGACUGAACUGGCCUGUAAUAAUACAGUAAUUGGUUCCCAAAUGCAGUUACAGCUGGGAAGAGUCACUCGUGUUCAAAAACACCGAAAAAUUCUGAGGGCUGCGCGCGAUUUAGCUUUGGACACUCUUAUAAUAGAAUAUCGUGGGAAAGUCAUGUUACGACAACAAUUUGAGGUCAAUGGACAUUUCUUCAAAAAACCAUAUCCCUUUGUGCUCUUCUACUCAAAAUUCAAUGGUGUAGAGAUGUGUGUGGAUGCUCGUACUUUCGGUAACGAUGCUCGGUUCAUCAGAAGAUCAUGUACACCAAAUGCAGAGGUGAGACACAUGAUUGCAGAUGGGAUGAUUCACUUAUGUAUCUAUGCUGUAUCUGCAAUUACCAAGGAUGCUGAAGUCACCAUUGCAUUCGAUUAUGAAUAUAGUAACUGUAAUUAUAAAGUGGACUGUGCGUGUCACAAAGGAAACCGCAAUUGCCCUAUACAGAAAAGAAAUCCUAAUGCUGCAGAAUUGCCACUCCCACCACCUCCUAGCUUUCCCACCAUUGGAGCAGAGACCAGACGUAGAAAAGCACGGCGGAAAGAGCUCGAGAUGGAGCAGCAGAAUGAGGCUCCAGAGGAGAAAAAAGAAGUUCCAGAAAAAGUAACUGUGUCCAGUGACCAUGAGGAAGUAGACAAUCCAGAAGAAAAACCAGAAGGAAAAGAAGAGGCUAUAGAUGACCAGGAGAACCCAGCUCAUAGCAGGAGGACUCGAGAAGAUAGGAAGGUGGAAGCCAUCAUUCAUGCUUUUGAAAACCUAGAGAAAAGAAAGAAACGGCGAGAUCAGCCUGUAGAGCAGAGCAAUUCAGACGUAGAGAUUACUACCACCACCUCAGACACACCUGUUGAAGAGACAAAAACUGAAGCCCCUGAGUCUGAAGUUAGCAACCCUGCUUCAAAUAUUACCAUCCCAAGCACCCCACAAAGUAUUGGUGUGAAUACUCGGAGGUCUUCCCAAACUGGGGAUGUUGCUGCAGAAAAACCAAUUCCCAAACCACCUCCAGCAAAGCCUUCUAGACCCCGACCGAAGAGUCGAAUUUCUCGUUACCGGACCAGUUCAGCCCAAAGACUAAAGCGCCAGAAGCAGGCCAAUGCACAGCAAGCAGAGCUGUCACAAGCUGCCUUGGAAGAGGGAGGAAGUACCAGCUCAGUAACUCCUACUGAAGCUGGAAGUGUGGACAGUUCAGGAGAAAACAGACAGUUAACAGGGUCUGACCCAGCUGUGAUAUCAGUUACUGGAUCCCAUAUCAACCGUGCUACAUCUAAAUACCCCAAAACCAAAAAGUAUCUAGUUACAGAAUGGUUGAAUGACAAAGCAGAGAAACAAGAGUGUCCUGUUGAGUGUCCUUUGCGUAUCACCACAGACCCUACUGUAUUGGCAACAACCCUGAACAUGUUACCGGGUCUUAUUCAUUCCCCGUUAAUUUGCACCACCCCAAAACACUACAUUCGCUUUGGCUCACCUUUUAUGCCUGAGAGGCGUCGAAGGCCCCUUCUGCCUGAUGGCACAUUCAGUUCCUGUAAAAAGCGCUGGAUAAAGCAAGCCUUGGAAGAAGGGAUGACUCAGACUUCAUCUGUACCCCAGGAGACUAGAACUCAGCAUCUAUACCAAAGUAAUGAGAGUAGUAAUUCUUCUAGUAUCUGUAAAGACAAUGCAGAUUUACUGAGCCCAUUAAAGAAAUGGAAGUCUCGCUAUCUGAUGGAACAGAAUAUCACCAAGUUACUUCAGCCUCUGUCUCCAGUUACACCACCCCCUCCCAGCUCAGACUCAAAGAGCCCCCAGCUGACCACACCUGGCCAGACCCACCCAGGAGAAGAGGAGUGCCGAAAUGGAUAUAACCUCAUGUUCUCACCAAUCACAUCUCUUACUACUGCUAGUCGCUGCAACACUCCUCUGCAGUUUGAGCUUUGUCACCGAAAAGACCUGGAUUUGACAAAAGUAGGAUACCUUGACUCCAACACUAACAGCUGUGCUGAUAGACCUUCCCUGCUCAACUCCAGUCAUCCUGACCUGUCUUCUCAUCCCUCCAUCAUUCCCACAUCAGAGGCUGGCUUCUCAGGCAGGAGUGAUGGACCUCAGUCCUUGCUGAGAAACUCAGACCAGGCAUUUCGGACAGAGUUCAACUUGAUGUAUGCCUACUCCCCUUUGAAUGCUAUGCCUCGAGCCGAUGGAUUAUAUAGAGGAUCUCCCCUAGUGGGAGAUAGGAAACCUUUACAUUUGGACGGAGGAUAUUGUUCCCCUGCAGAAGGGUUUCCCAGCAGAUAUGAACAUGGCUUUAUGAAAGACCUCUCUCGUGGAUCCAUGUCACCUGGUGGUGACCGGACCUGUGAAGGAGUCCCAUCCGCCCCUCAGAACCCACCACAAAGGAAAAAGGUAUCCUUGCUGGAGUACCGCAAAAGGAAACAAGAAGCCAAGGAGAAUUCUGGUGGGGGAAGUGACUCUUCACAGAGCAAAAGCAAGUCUGCAGGAGCUGGACAGGGCAGCAGUAACUCUGUCUCUGACACUGGUGCCCAUGGUGUGCAGGGAUCCUCAGCCCGAACCCCAUCAUCCCCUCACAGAAAAUUCUCCCCAUCUCAUUCCUCUAUGUCUCAUUUGGAGGCGGUAAGCCCGUCAGAUUCCAGGGGCACUUCUUCCUCUCACUGCAGACCUCAAGAAAAUAUCAGCAGUAGGUGGAUGGUUCCUACAUCAGUUGAACGACUCCGAGAAGGAGGAAGCAUCCCUAAGGUUCUCCGAAGCAGUGUGAGAGUGGCCCAAAAGGGAGAGCCAUCUCCCACAUGGGAUAGUAACAUCACAGAGAAAGAUCCAGACCCUGCAGAUGGAGAAGGCCCAGAGUCACUGAACUCAGCACUGUCUAAAGGAGCAACCGUUUACAGCCCUUCCAGAUACAGCUACCAGCUCCUGCAGUGUGACAGUCCACGGACAGAAUCACAAAGCCUCCUUCAACAGAGUUCCUCCCCCUUUAGAGGACAUCCCACACAAUCUCCAGGAUACAGUUAUCGAACUACUGUACUGAGACCUGGAAAUCCUCCCUCUCAUGGUUCUUCAGAGUCAUCCCUCUCUUCCACGUCCUACCCCAGCCCUGCCCACCCUGUGUCCACAGACUCAUUGGCCCCAUUUACGGGGACUCCAGGGUAUUACAGCAGCCAGCCACAUUCUGGAAACAGCACUGGCAGCAAUCUUCCAAGGAGGAGCUGUCCUUCUAGUGCUGCUAGCCCUACCCCACAGGGCCCCUCAGACUCACCAACCUCAGACUCAGUUUCUCAGUCCAGCACAGGAACUCUGAGUUCCACCUCCUUUCCUCAGAACUCUAGAUCGUCAUUGCCAUCAGACUUACGGACUAUCAAUCUGCCCAGCACUGGGCAGUCAGCUGCCUACCAGGCCUCCAGGGUAUCUGCGGUUUCCAAUUCACAGCACUACCCACAUCGUGGGAGUGGGGGUGUGCACCAGUACCGACUCCAGUCACUACAAGGGUCAGGAGUCAAGACUCAGACAGGACUUUCCUAGGGCUUCUGGAUAUGGGCAAACUGAACUUAACGAGCCCAUAGCUGCUUCCUUCCAGCUGCCUCUGGAACCUAGGCCGAGCAUAUUGCUGGGGAAGAGGGGUACAAGGUGCCAGAGGAUUGGGUCUGGUCGACAAGAAACGAGACUUGUGGUCAUGACUGGCCUCUGGCCUUGGAGAAAGAUGUAAAUCUUGUCUGAAGCAGAGACUAAAGAAGUUUCUCCCUGCUGUUAAGGGUACAUUGUUAACAAGCAAAUGGUGUUUCGGUUAGUAACGGUUCUAAGUGCAAUGAGUUGUGUUGACGCCUCUGUCUCCCAUCCUUGCCUGUAGCCUGUAGUCACUUGUGCAGUGAGGACAUCUUUUUAAAUU